Molecule: messenger RNA, 3297 nt
Organism: Scedosporium apiospermum
Lineage: Eukaryota; Fungi; Ascomycota; Sordariomycetes; Microascales; Microascaceae
Exons: 5
Coding region: 1-3297 (1098 amino acids)
Biological process (GO): peptidyl-threonine phosphorylation; peptidyl-serine phosphorylation
Molecular function (GO): protein serine/threonine kinase activity; ATP binding
Source: RefSeq, a predicted model, not a curated record
AUGGUCGGGGUCAGCCCCAAACAUCCUGAUCAUAAGCGGUCAUUCAUUCCUACGAGCGAACUCUCGAGAAUCAUCAACGUGGAGUCGGUUGUAGAGAUCCUCCGAGCCUGCGAGAAGUCUCGGGUAAGAGUCCCCGGGACGUCGUUCAGAACAUCCGAAGAAAUUGAAUCCGAUGCACGAAGGAUAUGCGGCAUCUCAGAACAAGACAGGCCCAGGUCUGACGGAGAGCCCAAGUCGUACCGCAAAAUCCUCGCCGUUUUGUUGCUGAUAGAACGAGAAAAUAGAAUAGACCACUUUGUCCAAGAAGGCGUCUCUGAUGACGACCUCCCGCUUAUCAAAGUCAAGGAGCAACCUGGCACACAGCGGGAAUCGUUCAGCCUUCGACGCGGCCACGCCUCAGACUCCCCUGUCCGUUGUAUCAACGGUUAUAAGUGGAGCGAGAAGACACAAGCCGACUUUUAUAAAACCCAGUGGAAAAUGCUUGCACCCACGUUCACCUUGGAUAGGCGAGGUAAAGUCCAACACUACUGCUUCUUUGACGACCUCAUCCUGCCCUUUACGUCUUGGAAACUGGUGGCUGCCUCGGGAAUGGGCAGAGUUUAUAAAACUGAGAUACACCAGGAUCACCACACCUUUCCCAACGUCAGCGGCUCUAGCCAAGUCUUUGCUAUCAAGGAGUUGCCAGUGGAAAAUAAAGCAGAAUGCGACCUCGAGGCAACAAUAUUACGGAAGCUUAGUGAACCGAGGCACAGCCAUCGUCAUCUCAUCUCGCUAUUGGCAACCUAUGAGCAAAAUGGGUCGUACUAUCUCAUAUUUCCAUGGGCUGGAGCCGACCUCCGCGAUUACUGGAAGAACAUCAAUCCCAAGCCACGCCAUGACACGGAAACCAUCAUGUGGCUGGCAGAGCAAUGCUUAGGCCUUGCGAGUGGACUCGCAAAGAUCCAUCGAUACCAGACCCUUUCCAGCAGUGCCCUCCUCCAGGCGUCCUCUCCAGGAAAGACCCAGACGGAAACCGUUCGAACCGCAAUGGGACCAGAUUCAGCACCAAAAGAAGAGAACAUGAAAAUCUUGUUUGGACGUCAUGGUGACAUCAAACCGACCAAUAUACUGUGGUUUCCUAAGGGCCCCGAACGAGACAAAGAAAUUCUGAAGAUAACUGAUUUCGGGAUCUCUCGGUUUACCACUGUGAACUCAGUGUCAGCAAGAGAAAGAGGGCGAGCACCCAACUCCCCCACUUACCGGCCUCCAGAGUGGGAUCUCCCGCACCCUAUAAUCAGCACAUCGUAUGAUAUUUGGACUCUCGGGUGCGUUUAUCUGGAGUUCAUCGCGUGGUACCUUGGAGGAUUUGUGUACCUACAGGAGUUCGAGCAACGACGCCUUGCCCCCGAUUUCGACUGGGUAGGCGUUUCUUGCGACACCUUCUUUACGGUUGAGAGCCGGGGUUCCUCGGCCCCCAUCCCCAAGGUGAAGCCGGCAGUAACAGAGUCGACAUCGGCGCUGCGGUGGCUGUUGAUUCCGAAUCAGAAGGUCGAGCUCAAAUGUCGUCACGCGCAGGGACUGCAGAGCCUCUGCUCCCUCCAGACCCUUAGUCGCCAUGGCAGAUAUGGGAAACUGGUCCGACAUGUCCGCAUCAUGGCUGAAGUGCCAGCCUUACUGUCCAACCAGACCGACACACAAGACAAUCCAACCCGGGAUAGUGCCCUAGAGGCGUCGGGGGAGCUGGCAGGUAAGAUACGGGAGGACUUGUCCUGGAUGCAAGAGCCGGCAGAUGACAUCGAAGAAGAAGACGUCAUAGAGCUCCUGUCGUCCAUUGUGGCGUGGGAGGCACACGGGCGGGGUGGUAUUCCACGAGUGGAACUUGAUGCGCGAUUCAUUGACGGUCCGGGAAACCAGUACGCGAAACCGCAUGAACCGCAUAUAGUUCCCGAGGAAUGGCAGGCGCUGUUCACCAGAGCAUCGCAGGUAUACCGCCUCACGAUGGCGGCAAUUGUGCGAAGCGGUGCGACAGUCCCUAACCUUGAGAUCUUCAGCAACACGAUUUGUUGCAGCGUACCGUCCUACGACAUCAACGUUGGAUUAAAGGGCUUGGUCGAAAAUGGGCUCAAGUUUAAAGCAGCGGUCUCCGGCAUCGAGACGCUGGCCUUGAGCUUCUCCACCAGGGUAGACCACGGUUGGAAGGGUUGGAUACAGGCCUAUGGGGCGGAGGCGGGGGAGGUCGAGCGCGCACAGCAACGAAGACAAUGGGCGUCUAUAUUCGACGAAGAAGAGUACAUAAUGAGCGAUGAAGAAGAUGGCGCCGAAAAUUCUAGAGAGGAUUCCGAUGACGAGGAUGAAUACGAUGCCGAUUUCGAUAAAGCUAUAGAAAACGAGAAGGGCUCUGAGAUUCGCGGCCGCUACGGAGACGACCUUCCCCAAGCGCUCUGUCGCGGCAAUUACCCCGGCGUCGCGGGCCUGCUCCUUCAUAUGACGAACCUACAAUCCCUGGACCUGCACAUGUAUCAAACCUUCCAAUACGAGUGCUACGCGAGAGGCUCCCGCCUAUGCCACUAUCACCGGGUGUUCGGUGCCUUAGUACACAGGCGCGUCGUGCUCCCGCAACUACGACGUCUCGUCCUCCGCGGACUCUGCAUCCGAGCCGGAGACCUCCCUGCCUUCGUCGAACGGCACCCACGCCUAGAGCGCGUCGAGCUUCUUAAUACGUUCCUCGAACUACGCCCGGGUUACGGCGUCGACUGGCGCCGCGAACUGGCAGACCUCGCAUCUAGAUCAGCUGGCCUGGCCAGCCUCUACCUGUGCGACCUGUCCUACCUGAACCGCAACUCGGACCCAGGGGCGUUCAAGCCGCUCAGCCUCCAACGCGUAGCCGAGUCUUUCAAUGAGGAAUGGGUCCGCAGGGGGUGGGGGCGGAUCUGCGACUGCGGGGCACAUGGGUUGCUCUGGGCGCGGGAGUUCGGGGCGGACGAGAUGGCGGAGCGCGGGUGCUUUGAGUUUAAGGCUGCGCCGGUGUUGUCGAGGGGGUCGCAUGUGCGGCAGUUCUUGCAGAGGGUUAUUGCUAGGCGAGCAGAGACCCCAGGCGUCGACGAGGACGAUGCGCAAUUUGGGUUGCUUCUUGAACAGGGUGCGUACGAGGUUUAUGCCUGUAAUGCCGGCACCGAUGAUGAUGAUGUCAACCACGCCCGCGGGCCAUUUAGACUGGUAGCGUGCAUGGGGAUGGAGCUGGGAGUGCUAGAAGGUUUGGGUGCUGUUGUGGGAGGGGAAACUAGGGUCUAUGAUGUCUGGUUUGUAGAUGCCUUCUAA